Molecule: messenger RNA, 2311 nt
Organism: Anopheles cruzii
Lineage: Eukaryota; Metazoa; Arthropoda; Insecta; Diptera; Culicidae
Gene: Rap1
Product: ras-related protein Rap1
Exons: 7
Coding region: 726-1280 (184 amino acids)
Biological process (GO): negative regulation of synaptic vesicle exocytosis; Rap protein signal transduction; cellular response to cAMP
Cellular component (GO): plasma membrane
Molecular function (GO): GTP binding; GDP binding; GTPase activity
Source: RefSeq, a predicted model, not a curated record
GACGUGUGCGUGCGCGCUUGUGAAGGGAUCUCGGGUUGCUUGGCUGCUGAUGGUUCAUCUGUCUGGCUGCAGAAAAGAGUCCAUCGAAUCGGCUUUUCGUACUCGCUGUUCCGGGCAAGAAGAUCCUGACCGACGCGUGGAGUGGAACCAGACCAUCGUGGCAGGCGAAGGAAUCCUCCGCGCGGAAGAGAUCCAGAACAAGCGCUACCAGCAGCAGCAGCAGCAGCAGGAAGCAGACGGGACCCGUUAACGCUCUCGGCCAGAGGGUGAGAGCUCAAGCGAGCGUGUGAGAAAGAGAACGAAGGAUUCCGUUUUCGGUCGUCGGCGGCGGGCGGUGGUGGUGGCGUUCCCUCUGUGUGGGACCAUUGAUAAGGGACCUCAACACGCAUAUCGGCAACGGAGAAAAACUCGCAGUACACUCGGCGUGAGGUUGCUGCUGCAGCGGAAAUCAGCGAGAUACCGAGUGCGGCCCCAGUCGUCCGGGGGCUCCAAGCAACAGCAAUAGCCCCGAAAAAGCUACGUUAACAACGGGCCCUUGAGGACAAGACGGCCCCCCUCACAUCCUGUGGUUUGGGUUCGGAACCCCUUCGGCCAGCCGCCACGAUAAGCGUUGAUCAGCGUUUGCGCUGGCAGAAACGGCGGUGGAUUAUCGUCGCUAAGACAGUCGUCCCUUCGGUUGCGCCCAGAGUUUCUCGCCGCCCCCCGGAUAGGUGUCGCCUGGAAACAUGCGUGAAUACAAAAUCGUCGUCCUCGGCAGCGGCGGUGUCGGCAAAUCGGCCCUGACCGUGCAGUUUGUUCAGGGUAUAUUUGUCGAAAAGUAUGAUCCCACGAUAGAGGACAGCUACCGGAAACAGGUGGAGGUGGACGGUCAGCAGUGUAUGCUGGAAAUUUUGGACACAGCCGGCACGGAACAAUUUACGGCGAUGCGUGAUCUGUACAUGAAAAAUGGCCAAGGAUUCGUGCUAGUGUACUCCAUAACGGCGCAGUCAACCUUCAACGAUUUACAGGAUCUGCGGGAGCAAAUCUUGAGGGUGAAGGACACGGAUGAUGUGCCGAUGGUGUUGGUCGGUAACAAAUGCGAUCUCGAGGAUGAGCGAGUCGUGGGCAAGGAUCUGGGCAGGAGUCUCGCCACGCAGUUUAACUGUGCAUUCAUGGAAACGUCUGCCAAAGCCAAAAUUAAUGUUAACGACAUCUUCUACGACUUAGUGCAACAAAUCAACAAGAAAUCGCCCGAAAGAAAGCCCAAUAAAAAGAAGAAAUCGCUGUGUGUUCUUCUGUAAAAAAUGAAUCAUUUAUUAGGGCAGAAUGAAAAGUUUAACAAACACAAAUACAAUCCAUAGGAAAAAAAACCAGCAGUAAGUGCAGUGAACAAGAUUUAAAGAAAAACAAAAGAAAUAAAAUAAAAAAAUGAAGGUUGAGCCAGGCUUGGCGCAAGAGGGCGAGGCAACAGCGAGGAGAUAAUCAGUAAGGUUGCGAGAUAUGAAAGCGUCAUUAAAGGGGUUAAAAAUUAUGGAAUAAUUAAGAACUUUAAGGAAAGGUAAACGCAGUUAUAUAUACAAUUACAUACUAGACACACUACCAUUAAAUACACUCUACACACACACACGCGCAUAACACGAGUUCUCGUGACGACACGAUCGCACUGAGAGAUGAAGGAAUGGAUGAGACAGGCAGAGAGGGAUCACAACACACAUACACACACACAAACACACAUUUCACUCGGACACGAAAAAAAAAGGAAGGAGACGGAUGGUUGAGGAUCGUUGAGGAUCGUGUUUAAAUCGUUAAAUGCAGACAUGAAUUGAUUAUUAACGGAGGAAACAAAACAUGCACCUAUACAAACACGGACACAAGGAGCUGAUCAAAUGGAAUCAAAUUUAACAAUAGAGAGCGAGAGAGUGCACACACUGUGCGGCGGCAACAAGUAACGGUAACAUCCAUCCGGCGGUGGUGGUGCAACAGCAGAAAUACAGAACUGGGAUGGUUACAAGCCACACCAUGAUUCUGGAAGAUGGAAAUGUCGCAAACUAAUGGCGCUCGUGGCAUUUACGCAGCGAUCAUCGUGUCUUGAUCACGUGCAAGGGCGCAACGGCACCCCCAUCGUUUGACCGCUUGGAUGUUGUGACCGCUCUGGCAAGGGUAUAGUGGAGGGACGGAAAGGUUGCAAAUAGAGAUAACACGCGAAAGACAACGUUGAGUGACAAGUAAAAACCCGAUAGCACGUACUUGUUUUAUCGCCUAUACAUUUGUUUCUGAAAGAAGACAUUCACACACGUACACGAUUGGGCUGCCAUUCUAAAUAACACACCUA